CGGUGUCGUCAGUAUUUUGGUGAGCGGCGAGUGUGUGCCAUGAGUGGGCCAGGUCACCCGCGACCUGACCUGAGCUGACCAGUGCGUGAGCGAGCCAGCGACCGCCACAAUGGAUCCAGGCAUCCGUGCGCGCGGUCACUGGUGGGGGCCUCGACCCCUGCACUGGCGGGGGCGGCAGGUGUACACGUGUUUGAUAAUUUUGACCCUUUUGAGCGGGUCGUUUGUGCAGUGCUGCGGACCGGGCCGCGGAGGGGGUCGCCGCCGAUCCCCGCGGAAACUGCGGCCGCUCGUGUUCAAGCAACACGUUCCCAACGUGUCGGAGAAGACACUCGGUGCUUCCGGUCUAACGGAGGGCGCCAUCACGCGGGACGACCCCAGGUUUCAAGACCUUGUCCCCAACUACAAUUCUGACAUCAUCUUCAAGGACGAGGAGGGCACUGGCGCCGACAGAGUCAUGACACAGCGGUGCAAGGAGAAGCUGAACACCCUGGCCAUCAGCGUGAUGAACCAAUGGCCCGGCGUGAGGCUUCGGGUCACAGAGGCUUGGGAUGAGGACCUGCUCCACUCUCCACAGAGUCUGCACUACGAGGGACGCGCCGUCGAUAUCACCACCUCAGAUAAGGACCGCUCCAAGUACGGCAUGUUGGCACGGCUGGCACGGGAGGCGGGCUUCGACUGGGUGUACUAUGAGUCAAGGUCCCACGUGCACUGCUCCGUUAAGUCAGAGAAGUCAGCAGGCAGCAAGCUGGGCGGAUGCUUCCCUGGCAGAGGACAGGUGGUGACUCCGCAGGGCCUGGUGCCUCUGGAGGCGGUGCGGGCUGGGGACCUGGUGCAGGUGAUGCGGGAGGACGGCUCCCUGGGCUUUAGCCCCGUGCUGAUGUUCCUGCACCGCGAUCCCCGCGUAUCCCGCUCCUUCCUGCGGCUCAGCACGGCCAGUGGCACCACGCUCACCCUCACAUCCUCGCACCUCAUCUUCCUGCUGGAAGGUGGCCUGGCUCCCUCGGCCACGCCCACAGUGGAGGACGCAUUGCAGCAUGGCGGCGUGGUGCUGGCGGGCCGCCUGGAGUCUGGGGACUUUCUACUGGUGGCUGGCGAGGGCGGCGUGAAGCUGGAGAAGCUGGUCAGCGUGAGCCACCACGUGGGCGCGGGGGUAUUCGCGCCCCUCACGGCAGAGGGCACGGUGGUGGUAGACGGCGUGGUGGCCUCCUGCUACGCGGUCAUCGACUCCCAGGCCAUCGCGCACUGGGCCUUCCUACCCGUGCGCCUGUACAUCAACCUGCGGGAGGCGGUGCUGACGCUGCUGCGGUCUGUAGGAGGCCUGGCCCCACCCACUAAGGCUCACACUCCAGUGUACAGCACCACCAACACCACAAAGGACAGCGUGAGGUGGCGGGAGGAGGAGGUCACCGCCAACAGCUUGAAGGAGGGCGACGCGGUGCACAUCCACUGGUACCCCCGCAUGUUGUACACCUUGGCCUCCUGGCUGCUGCCCUCACACCUAGUGUACUCCUAGUGGACACGCCCGCCGCCCACCACACACACGAGUCAUCAUGCGUUAUUCCCACGGAUGUGACACCACAACUCGGCCGCAACGAGAGAGAGAGAGAGAGAGAGAGAGAGAGAGAGAGAGAGAGAGAGAGAGAGAGAGAGAGAGAGAGAGAGAGAGAGAGAGAGAGAGA
Messenger RNA from Portunus trituberculatus (swimming crab), 1679 nucleotides. RefSeq names its product indian hedgehog protein-like. Bases 110 to 1513 code for a protein of 467 amino acids. Gene Ontology annotation, biological process: cell-cell signaling; cell fate specification; smoothened signaling pathway. Gene Ontology annotation, molecular function: calcium ion binding; patched binding. The record is from RefSeq and is a predicted model, not a curated record. The transcript has 4 exons. NCBI's taxonomy places the organism in Eukaryota, Metazoa, Arthropoda, Malacostraca, Decapoda, Portunidae.